AGCCCCUCCCCACAAGCCGCCCUCUGCAACAGGAAACCCCGCCGGGGCCUUGCGUCGGGAGGCAGCGGGAGCCAAACUCAAGUUCGAUCCAGGUAGAUGCUGACUCUGAACACUUGGACCCCUUGACUCAGCUGCUGGGGACCCUAUCCCCACCCGCCCCACAGGGGCAGAAUGGAGCUGGAGGAGGGAUACAAUGGGAACCCGGCACUGGGUGCCCGCACUGGGUCGGCCAUGGCGAUCAUCGGAGCAGAAGACGAGGACUUCGAAAACGACAUCGAGCCAUUCCAGAACCCAGAUGCACAAAGCAGCAUGUUCCAGAGCCUGGACCUCUUAACGCGGCAUCCCGCCUACUUGAUGGUUUUUCUGCAGCAUGUGGUACUGCAGUUCGACUCCAGCCCUGUGCUCUGUUACCUUCAUGUGGACCUCAUACUGAACCGCCUUGGGGCCAAGGAGGCGAAGAAGCAGUUUGUGGAAUUCUGUCAUACGUUCCUAGACAAAGCCGGGCUACUGAGGGUCCCUGUUCCAUCCUCCGUCCAGUUUGAGCUGGAUCGUAACCGACCUGAGCUUCUGCCCGAUGACCAGCAGCGAAAACACUUGCAGGACAUCCAGGCUUUCCAAGAGCAAGAGAUUGCUCGGCAGCUGGAGGACUUCAGGGAAAAGAGGAAGAUGGGGAUGACCCCGGGGGAGUCUGAGCUCUUUGAGUUGGAAGGCUAUCGGACGAAGGACAAAGGCAUCCGCGAGGCCAAGGAGAAGCAGCUGGCCGAGUUGCUGAUGGUGAAGCUGGAGGAGAUGCACCCCACCAUUUCUGUCGACGAGGAGAAAAGUUCUGCCAUUUUUGCUGCCGUUGUGACAUAUAUGAAGUCCCUGGGGGUUAAGACGAAAGCUGCCGAUAACAAGAAGUCGAAAGCCAACUUCUUCCGCAAGAAGAUUUCGGGGACCAAGAAGCCCGAGGAAGCUCCCAGAUCAAAGAAGAGCUUCAGCAUUUUGGACCCAGCCCGCUGGAACCGGGGAGACUCCCACUAUUCUGAUUACAGACAACCCAAACCAGAGGGUGAAGCAGCUGAUAAGGCGCCGGCCUCGGACAGGAAAGGAAAGCCAUUGGAGGGAGGCCCAGGGCGGAUCAAGGGAAGCUUUUCAGGGUCGGAUCCUGCGGGAGUGUCCGUCACUGUUCACCCCCCUCUUGGGGAGGGCAAUGACAGAGAGCAGGGUGCCGACAGUCAGGCUUCAACUGAUGCCUCAGACUCCCCAGUUACAGAACAGCCCUUGGCUGGGGAACAGCCCCCAGCUGAAGAUGGCACAGAAAACGAAAGAAGGCGAAAAAGGCUGUCAGCAAAGCUGGGCCGCUCCGAGAGCCUGCGGGUAUACGAGCGGAAGCGGUCUCUGCGCGGCUCAGCCAAGGGCAAGCAGCCACGAUCGCGGAGCGACGUGGACGUCGAGGCCGCUGCCCGUGCCAAUGAGAUGGAGGAGAAGCAGUCCCUAGAACAGGCUCGGCAGAAGCAGGGGAGUCGCAAUCUGGAGCCAGGAGGGGCUGGGGGAGGGGAGCCCCCGCCGUCCUUUCUGCAUCCCCAGUCUGAGGAGACUGAGCCGCGUGUUUCGGAACUGGAGCUGGACCCGCCCAACUGGCGAGAGCUCGUCCCCAACGACACCCUCCUCAGGCUGAAGAAAAGCGAAGUGAAGCGGCAAGAGGUCAUCAAUGAGCUGUUCAUCACCGAACAUGCCCACCUGCGCAUGCUUCGGGUGCUGCUGGAGGUCUUCUACCAACCUCUGCUGGCUGAGGAGCACUUCAUUUACAAGGAGCUGGCCAACAUCUUCCCCAGCUUGGAGGACUUGAUCGAUGAACACAAGGUGUUUCUGGAGAGCUUGAAGAAGCUGAGGGAGGAAAACAAUUCCCUUGUUUCUGAAAUCGGGAACACUCUGCUGGCUCGGUUUGAUGGUCCUGAAGGAGCCUGGUUCCAGAAGAUCUCGGCCCGUUUCUGCAGCCGCCAGUCGUUUGCUCUGGAGCAGCUGAAAGCCAAGCAGAAGAAGGAGCCGCGUUUCAACCAGUUCAUCCAGGAAGCAGAAAGUCAGCCUCGUUGCCGGCGGUUGCAACUGAAGGACAUCAUCCCCAUCGAGAUGCAGAGGUUGACCAAAUAUCCGCUGCUCCUUCACAACAUUGCCAAAUGCACAGAGGAGGCCGAGGAGCGGGAGAAAGUGCAGAAGGCGGCCAACUGCUGUCGGCAGAUCCUCAACCACGUCAAUCAGGAGGUGCGCGACAUGGAGAACUUACUGAAACUGAAAGAUUAUCAGCGUCGCCUGGACCUCUCCAACCUGAAGCAAAGUACUGAUCCACUGCUUAGUGACUUUAGGAACGACAUCACCAAGAAAAACCUCGUCUAUGAGGGACCUCUGACUUGGCGUAUCACCAAGGAUAAAUCAGUAGAUGUCCACGUUCUCCUGCUGGACGACAUCUUGGUGCUUCUGCAGAAGCAGGAGGAGCGCUUGGUCCUCAAGUGCCACAGCCGCACCAUCAACCCAACCCCUGACGGGAAGCAGAUGUUGAGCCCCAUCAUCAGGCUCAAUUCGGCCAUGACACGCGAAGUGGCCACAGAUAUCAAGGCUUUCUAUGUGAUUUUCAGCUGGGAGGACGGAGCCCAGAUCUAUGAGCUGGUUGCGCAGACGGUGUUGGAAAGGAAGAACUGGUGCAGUAUGAUCAGCGACACGGCCGGCUCUCUGAAGGUCCCCAUUAAACCACGGCUUUCAGUGCCAAACAGUCGGUCUUCGCCACACAGCCCCAGCUUCAGCUACUCAGAGGGGUUGCUGGGUGGGACGGAGAACGGCAGCUCCCACAAGGAGACCCUGCAUUCGGAGGCAGAGCGAGAGAAGGACGGGAUGCUGGAAGGGGCCGAGUUCGAGGGGCGCAGCCCUGUGAGCGGACCGAAGCUGGGCAAGGCAACGGAGGAGAUCUUGGACGACAUGCUGAACUUGCACAAGCACCGGCCCAUAGGCCAGGGGGCCCUGUCAUCCGCCGCACAGGACAGAAUAUCAGCCCUGAGGAGGCUACUGCAAGUAUCGGAGGAAGGAGAGGUUUCCUUCCCAGCAGCAGAACCUGUGGACCGUCCGCCGGAGAACGGGAACCUCCGCGAGGGAGAAGAGGAAGAGGAGUGGGAGGCGGGUCACGGGACGGAGGCAGACGGCAGCCGACGUCACCCAGGAGGUCUCCCCAAUGGCCCCUUGGAGCCAGAGUGGGGCUCCGAGCACCUGGAUAGGGAAGGAUCCAGUUCCAUAAUUCUGACUCACCAACAAUCUGACGGGGUGAAGCAUCACCUGCGGCUUCUAGAAGAUGCCAUCCAGGGUCUGAAGGAAAUUGAAGCGGAUUAUUGGCACCUGCAGCAGCUGAUAGGAAAACUCACGCCAUCUCAGCCGCCCAGUUUCACAUGAGGCUUGGCCAAGCAGAGAAGGCCUGUCUUUCACAGGGAGGAAAAGGGAUCUUUUUUGCCAACCGCUCUCUCCAGCCAGAUGUUCCUCCUCGAACAACACCAGCAACCAAGUGCGGCCUACACUGCUUUUUGUAUAGAGGAUUUAUAAUGCAGGGAAAGAUUCCAGGGUUAUAAAUAUAUAUUUUAUAUAUAUUCUACCUAGACCACGCUAUAGGGGGCCAUAUUUAGAGGCUGCGGAACUGCAUGUGAGUUAAGGGGUCAAACCCUUCCUGAGGGGUGGGGUUAGCUAUGUCAUCAGGCCAUAGAGGUGCUCUUGGGGGGGUCAGCUUUUUCUUUAGCUAUGGGAGUAAUUUGUGGUGUCUGUCCCAAAGAGAGGCGAAUUAAAAAAUUGGGUCCCUGUGGCAGCUGUCUAGUGGACCAAAGAUGAUGGGGUUGGGGUUGGGUGCAAGGCGCUUGUAGGCUUCUGGGCUCCACAGACCUAUUUAGAACAUAACUGCUGGAGACAUCAAACUUGACCUCCUUUCUGCCAAAAGUGACCAGCCAAAUAAUCUCAGGGAAGGUUUGCAAGGAGGGUAUGACGAUAGCAAUAUCGAGCCCCUCCUCAAAUUGUCAAUCAUCCUGGUGGUAUAAGCUUGCCUUACAGUAUAUCCUCACACGUGGACUUAACCCUCCAGAUAGGCGUCUGAUCCUUUUAAAAAGGAAGCGUUUGGCGGCAGCGGCAGCAGCAAUCACAGUGGUUUCAUGGGGAGGCAAAUCUUUAACUUACUAAACUUGGUUUUCCUUGCCUUUACUCAUCUCCCUGUCCCCAGAAACGCCCCACUUUUCUAAAAUGCGUUUUUAUCCUUUUCCUGCCUCAUUUAUUCACAUCUGCAGUCCUACCCGUCUCCCUCCAUCCCUUGGCCCCUUGUUACCUUGCCAUUCCACACAGUGCUUUUGUUUUGGCACCAAUUCAGCUGAGACACACACACACACACAGCAGAAAAGCCUUGGGGUUGCAUGCAA
Molecule: messenger RNA, 4418 nt
Organism: Podarcis raffonei (Aeolian wall lizard)
Lineage: Eukaryota; Metazoa; Chordata; Lepidosauria; Squamata; Lacertidae
Gene: ARHGEF1
Product: Rho guanine nucleotide exchange factor 1
Exons: 33
Coding region: 172-3417 (1081 amino acids)
Biological process (GO): intracellular signal transduction; G protein-coupled receptor signaling pathway
Cellular component (GO): cytoplasm
Molecular function (GO): guanyl-nucleotide exchange factor activity; G protein-coupled receptor binding
Source: RefSeq, a predicted model, not a curated record